UUCUGUUUACUGGCUAGGUGAUCAUUGUCCUCGACGCUACUGAAGAUGGAUUUACUUCAUAUUUUGCAGACGAACUUUGUGUCUAUUGUAAUGGGCUUAGUCGUUAUUAUUUUACUGUGGAUGAAUCGAGGCAAACAAAGCAGCUCACGUUUGCCGCCCGGUCCUGCACCGAUUCCUCUGCUCGGUAACUUGUUACAAAUGGAUGUGAAGGCGCCUUACAAGCUCUACAUGGAGCUCAGUAAGAAGUAUGGCUCAGUGUUUACUGUAUGGCUGGGCUCCAAACCUGUAGUGGUGGUCUCUGGCUAUCAGGCUAUCAAGGAUGCGUUUGUCAACCAAGGAGAAGAGUUCAGUGGCAGAGCCAACUACCCCGUGAUCAUGGCAAUCUCUAAUGGAUAUGGGGUGUUGGUGAGCAGUGGGAAGAGAUCUAAAGAUCUUCGCAGGUUCUCCCUGAUGACCCUGAAAAACUUUGGGAUGGGGCACAGGAGCAUCGAAGAACGGGUCCAAGAAGAGGCUAAGAUGUUGGUGAAAGCCUUAAGUGAAUAUGGAGAUUCAGUUGUCAAUCCCAAAGAAUUGCUUUGCAAUUCUGUUGGCAAUGUGAUCUGCUCCAUAGUCUUUGGGCACAGGUUUGAAAAUGAUGACCCAAUGUUUCAACUCAUCCAAAAGGCUGUUGAUUACUACUUUCAUGUCCUAAGCAGCCCUAUAGGAGCGAUGUACAACAUGUUCCCUAGAAUCGUUUGGUGCUUUCCAGGCAAACACCAUGAGAUGUUUGCUAUCGUAAACAAGGCCAAAGAUUACAUACAAGGGCAAGCAGAAAUCCGUCUUAAAACCCUGGACACCUCUGACCCUCAGGACUUCAUCGAGGCCUUCCUGGUUAAAAUGCUCGAGGAGAAGGAUAAUCCCAACACUGAGUUUAACUAUGAGAACAUGGUGAUGACUGCAUGGAGCCUGUUUGCUGCUGGAACAGAAACCACAUCAUCCACCCUAAAACACUCAUUUCUGAUGAUGAUGAAGCACCCUCACAUUCAAGAGAGAGUUCAGAAGGAGAUAGACGAGGUGAUUGGCUCAAGAGUGCCCACGGUUGACGACAGAGUUAAAAUGCCCUACACGGACGCUGUCAUUCACGAAGUCCAGAGAUACAUGGACCUCAGUCCCACCUCUGUCCCCCACAAAGUGAUCAGAGAUACAGAGUUCUAUAACUACCACAUUCCAGAGGGUACCAUGGUCCUGCCUCUGCUGUCCUCUGUGCUUGCUGAUCCCAAACUGUUUAAGAACCCAGAUGAGUUUGACCCAGAGAACUUCCUGGAUGAAAAUGGAUGCUUCAAGAAAAAUGAUGGAUUCUUCGCUUUUGGAGUAGGGAAGCGGGUGUGUCUGGGAGAGGCUCUGGCCAGAGUGGAGCUCUUUCUCUUCUUUACCUCCCUCCUGCAGCGCUUCACUUUCACCGGCACCAAACCUCCAGAGGAGAUCAACAUCGAACCAGCGUGCUCCAGCUUUGGCCGCAUGCCGCCUUCCUAUGAUUGCUACAUCAAACUCAGGGCUGAGGAGUGACCACUCUACUGUGGAGCAGCCACAGGCUGAGCUUCACAGGCAGCUGCUUGUCAUUGUACAGUAACCAUAGCCUUAAAUUGACCACCUUUUUUUCUUGUAGACAACUAUAGACAGGGGUUAGUGAGUUGUAUAUCUUGCUAUUAUCCUCUGGUAGGAUCUCUGAGGUAUGGCUUGUUAUUUCAAGAUGAAUUUCUGUCCACAAAUGUAUUUUUUUAAACUUGUUUUUGGUCAGGUUUCAAGGAUUCCCUUCAGAGAUGUUGGUUACCAUAUCUCUAUAUUGUUGAUCACAUUCCCCUGCUUUGUACCCUUGUAAAAUAGGAAAAAAUGUCAGCGCAGGUCAAUAAGUUAGGAUUAAGUUCUCUAUUCAAAUGUUAUGGUGAGAGGACUAAAAGUUUCUGGUGGUAAAAUGUAAGCAACUGAAAUUGGUAUUGUUUUGUAGGUUGCUGCGCGGUUAGGACUGGGGGUCACAAUAUGUUAUUCUGCUUUUGUAUUCAACAUGAUUGAUGUAUUGUAACACAACAUUUGGUUGUCACUUUUGCUUCAACUAAUAAAUAGUAAUGCACAUUUCA
This is a messenger RNA of Coregonus clupeaformis (lake whitefish), 2114 nucleotides long. Its product is annotated as cytochrome P450 2M1. The transcript is spliced from 9 exons. Gene Ontology annotation, biological process: xenobiotic metabolic process. The record is from RefSeq and is a predicted model, not a curated record. Bases 46 to 1545 code for a protein of 499 amino acids. Gene Ontology annotation, molecular function: oxidoreductase activity, acting on paired donors, with incorporation or reduction of molecular oxygen, reduced flavin or flavoprotein as one donor, and incorporation of one atom of oxygen; heme binding; iron ion binding. Gene Ontology annotation, cellular component: cytoplasm; intracellular membrane-bounded organelle. Lineage: Eukaryota; Metazoa; Chordata; Actinopteri; Salmoniformes; Salmonidae.